Messenger RNA from Physella acuta, 5232 nucleotides. Its product is annotated as protein retinal degeneration B. NCBI's taxonomy places the organism in Eukaryota, Metazoa, Mollusca, Gastropoda, Physidae. The record is from RefSeq and is a predicted model, not a curated record. Gene Ontology annotation, cellular component: cytoplasm. Gene Ontology annotation, molecular function: metal ion binding; phosphatidylinositol binding; phosphatidylcholine binding. Gene Ontology annotation, biological process: phospholipid transport.
UGCAUGUAAACAGGACGGCUAACUUCACUUUCCCAUAAUAUAAACAUUGAUCUACGUCCUACGCCGUGUAACUUGUGCACAGAAUUUCCACUUGUUUAGCGGGAGUAUAAUUCAUAAGAACGUGAUCACACAGCCAUAUAUCAAGAAAACAGUGGAUCUGACCUGAGAACUCAGGACUCCAAGGCCCACCAAAACAUUGCUUCACAUUGAUACCAUUAACUCCAGUCAAAGGAAGGAAUCGAUUCAUUUUGUGAGAUCCACUGAAAAAAAAACCAUUGGAGUAAUUUACACCCCCCUUCCCCUCUACGACAACCGUAUCACAGCCCUGGGACAGCCGAUAAAAAAUCGUGACGUCAGUGGGAGGAAAAUGUCAUAAAUUUCCGCAACACGCAAAAAGUGCUCACCUUCCUGCAAACGUCGACACGCCACGAUGAGAGCAUCGCUUGAUGUGACGUGGAUACCGUCUCUACCCACACACCUGGCGAGCCAGUAACUGACACAUGUCAGGCUGACCCAACUAGUAUGACUGGCACCGCUAACCAUGCUUUGAGUACUUGUGUGCGUGCUUGAAUUUCCCGGACCGGGGAUCGAAUCCUUCCUGGGUGAGACCUUAUCACAGCCGGCCCCGACAUGCUGAUAAAGGAGUAUCGAAUAUCUCUGCCUAUGAGCGUCAGCGAGUAUCGUAUAGCUCAGCUCUACAUGAUACAGAAAAAAAGCCGUGACGAAAGCCAUGGGACAGAGAGUGGGGUGGAGAUCAUCGAGAACAAGCCGUACACCAACGGCCCGGGGGGUGACGGGCAGUACACCUACAAGAUCUACCACAUUGGGAGCCAUUUGCCAGGCUGGUUCCGGGCGAUCCUCCCAAAGUCUGCCCUGAGGGUGGAGGAGGAGGCCUGGAACGCCUACCCCUACACCAAGACCAGGUACAAGUGCCCCUUCAUCGAGAAGUUUCUACUGGAGGUGGAGACCAAGUACCACGACGACCCGGGGGACGACGACGGUGUCUUCACCCUGUCUAAAAGUGACAUGGCCCAGCGGACCGUCGAUUACAUCGAUAUCGUGAAGGACAGCGUGACAGGCGGGGACUACAAGAAAGAAGAAGACCCCAAACUUUACAAGUCGGUGAAGACCGGACGCGGCCCGCUGUCUGACGACUGGAGACAGGAGUUCGGGCAAGCUUUGCGGGAGGGGCGGAAGAACGGGAAGGAGAUGAUGACGGCCUACAAGCUGUGUAGGGUGGAGUUCAAGUACUGGGGCAUGCAGAACAAGAUCGAGAGGUUCAUACACGAUGUGGCCCUGAGGAAGACGAUGCUGAGGGCCCACAGACAGGCCUGGUGCUGGCAAGACGAGUACUACGGCCUGACGCUGGACGACAUCCGGGCUCUGGAGCGGGAGACACAGCUAGCCCUGGCUGAGAAGAUGGCCGCAGCCUCGGCCGCCGCCAACCUGAUGGACGGCUCCCUCGCCCCCACCCCCACCAACGAGGGCGGCGCCGAGGGCCGGCGGACCAGCACCGCCAGCAGCUCAUCGGACCGCCACCACAUCCACGCCCACCACACCCACCGGCAUCCGGACAAGCAGAAGUCGUCGGUGCAUUUUUCAGACGCUGACGCGACGGACGCCGGGUCGCCGGACGCCGGGUCGGACUUUAGCCGGAGUGUGUCGCAGGAGAGUACGGCCAGCACCGUGGUCAACGGCUCCACGUCACUUCCGCUUCCUGCCAGACGAUCUCCCAGCCAAUCACGUCAAACUCCUACCGAUGGUCACUGGAGCAGCCUGGAGCAGCUACAAGAACCAAGUUCUGAUGAGGAGUUCUUUGAUGCACAAGAAGAUGUCCAUGGGCAGGUGAGUUUUGACGGAGAACAGUCGCACCUGCUGCGGAGCUCCUCCAUGGAGUACAUGCACAAUGUUGAUGACAACGCUGACACUCACAGCUACACGUCCUGUUUCACAGGGGAUGAGCCACAGUUUGACAAGAGAGUGGAAGAGUUCCGCCAGAUGUACAGCCAUGAUGGAUCUAUCCCAGCAGACCUCUCCCCGCCACCAUCAGCUUCUUCCUGCCGCACCCACAUCCUGUUUCUGGUCCUGCAUGGUGGCAACAUCCUGGACUCUAGCCAGGAUGGGAUCUCUAAGAGACGCGACCUGACCAACCUGCGAGCGACCUUUGACAACGUCAUCUUGGCCCACUACCAGUCAGCCUAUCAGCACAUCAAGUUUAGACUGGUCUCCUGCCCCUAUCUGUGUAAGGAAACCCUCUCUUUGCUAGCCAGCUUAUCUCCCUUUAAUGCCGAGCGUGCUGGAGGAAGUCUUGACUCCAGCCUGGCCAGGAACCAGAACUUCAUCCCACUGGGUGCUAUCCCCUUGCUGGCCACGUCAAGCUCGGAGUAUCAGGAGCACGUCAACACCAUGGUGACCUCAGCCAACCAGGUGUACCACGACUUCCUGCGCUCAGAUGACGGCCUCGGGUUCAGUGGACAGGUCUGUCUGCUGGCAGACGCCACAGGAUCCCUCCUGGCCUACGACGCCCUGACCAGCGGCUCCUCCUUCAUGCGAGGAGGGUCUCGCUACGGCAGCCAUGAAAGUGUUGAGAGCAGCGCCAUCUGUGUGGAGCAGCGCUGUCCCAGCAUCAACAGCCACAAGCGGGAGCUGAGCCUCAGUGACCCCACCAUCAACCAGAACCUCACUGCACCCAAACGCGCCGAGCGCAGCAAGAGCGAAAUUGUUCAGCCUGAAGCCGCAGAGAUUAACCACCCAUUAGGGAAGGAGGAGCUGACCGCGUCUAUCUCAGGUCAAGGGUCAUCCAGGCACUCAUCCCGACACAACUCCGGACACCUGUGUACGUCAGGUGAGGGUAAGGACAAGGAUGGGUCGCGACGGACCAGCAGUGGCAGCCAUUACGACGGUGGCCUGGCCAAGUUUGACUUUGACGUCAGUGACUUCUUCAUGUGUGGGGCGCCACUGGGCAUUGUGCUGGCCUUCAGGAAGCUGCAUCGACAGGAUGAGGUGACAACACUCAGACCUGCGUGUCAUCAGGUCUACAACCUGUUCCACUCCAGCGACCCCACCGCCGUGCGCCUAGAGCCACUCUUGCAUGAAGGCUUUUCUCACAUCUCACCCGUCAGUGUGUGCCGUUAUUCCAAGUUUCCGCUGGGGGACGGGGAACCUGUUCAUGUGGUUGAGACCAUACAGAAACAUUUAAAAGUUUUCACCUCUGAAUCUCGUGAGUCUCGUGUCUCAACGUCAGAGGCUCCACGUCUGCUGCAGCGUCAGAACAGUUUGUCCAGCGUGACGAGUACAUCCAGCGGUCUGGGGGAGAAUACAGUCAGCAGCAUCACAAGCGUGACCAGUGCCUGGUGGGGUGUGAAGAGGAUGGACUAUGUCCUGUACUGUCCUGAUGCCCUUCACUCAUUCCCUACCAAUGCCCUCCCCCACCUCUUCCACUCCAGUUUCUGGGAGUCUACAGAUGUUGUAGCCUUCAUUCUCAGACAGGUACUGAGGCAAAAUGAGAUCCUUGUUGAGCCGGGCCGUGGAGUGGCUCGUGGGUCAAUGGCCAGCUUCAAAAUCAAAUCUCCAAGAGAAAAAUGGCUCAAGAGACGGACAACAAUCAAAGUCAGGAACUUGCAGCCUAACCACAGGGCAAAUGAUGUGAUAGUGUUGGAAGACAUGCCCCAAGUGUUGACAGCUAAAUUUAUGUAUGGCUCAUUGGACAUAACAUCUCUCACUGGGGAAAAGGUUGAUGUCAAUGUCAUGAAGCAGCCACCCUCAGGAGACUGGACACAGCUAGGGACGGAGGUGACCGACAGCCAUGGCAGGUUCACCUACACCAUACCUGAGGAGCAGCGCCUCAGUCAGGGUCUCUACCCCAUCAAGUUGAUUGUCAGGGGAGACCACACCUCCGUGGACUUGUACCUGGCUGUGUUACCACCUAAAACAGAGACUGUGGCCUUCAGCAUCGACGGAUCCUUCACAGCCAGCGUCAGCAUCAUGGGCAAGGACCCCAAAGUCAGGGCGGGGGCGGUGGAUGUUGUCAGACAGUGGCAAGACUUGGGUUAUCUGAUCUUGUACGUGUCAGCGCGGCCAGAUCUCCAGCACAGGAAAGUUGUGGCCUGGUUGGCCCAGCACAAUUUUCCCCAUGGGAUGGUGGCCUUCAUGGAUGGGCUGUCCAAGGACCCACUCAAACAGAAGUACAACUACAUCAAGUCCUUGCAGACUGAGGCUAAAAUUGAGCUAAAGGCGGCCUAUGGCUCCAGUAAAGACAUUGCCAUCUACAGGGACCUGGGACUUAGUGCUGAGGAAAUAUUUAUCGUGGGCAAAGCUUCCAAGAAACAGCAUGGUCUAGCCCAGAUCCUGACUGAUGGCUACUCUGCUCACCUGAGUCAGCUGAUGUCCCCGGGGUUCACACGACCUGCCGUGGGCAACGCCCGCAUGCUGCUGAGAAAGUCAAACUUCCGCCUGUCCACCCACGACCCCCAUGGGCGGGAGAACAAGAAGACGGCGCGGCGCACGGCCUCGCAGCCUGGCAGCAGCUACAAGGGUCAGGGGGAGGCCACCAAGAUUGUGGUCCAGGACUUCUCUAGCGCUGGGGGUCACAGGUCAAGGGACCAGUCACCCCGACUACAGCUGUCAGCACACGGGAAAAGUACGGACGUGUGACACACAGACAUGUGACACAUUGAUGUGGGACAAAUUGAUAUUGGCAUGUGACAGUUGCCAAAAGUUAGUGGACCCUUAUGGCAGUGACAGUGAAGGCCAUUAUGAUUAUGUGACAGUAAUUAACAGUGUAACAGAGCAACAUUUCAUGACAAAAAUGACAAUGUACUGUGACUACACAAGGUAAAUUUUCAGUUGACAUUUUAUAUGACCAAAACAUUGAGUUAUGGCCCUUGAUUAAAUAACACAAAAUAACCUGUGUUGUGGCCCUUGAAUCAACCCAUAAGUCAGUGGUGAAGUCAAAUUUAUCUCUGUUGGAUCUCAAGCUAUCUAUUGUGAUGUACAGCUGGUUCUAGAUUUUUCCUGGGUUGACUGGUAGGGGGUUCAGAAGGUGGGGGUUAACCCUUUUGUGUUCAUGUGAUAAUAAACCCCAUAGUGUGUCUGUUGCCUGUAAUCCCUGUGGUGUGACUGAUGCCUGUAAUCCCUAUGGUGUGGCUGAUGCCUGUAAUCCCUGUGGUGUGUCUGAUGCCUGUAAUCCCUGUGGUGUGUCUGAUGCCUGUAAUCCCUAUGGUGUGACUGAUG